AUGCAGCCGUGUGCGAAAUGCUGCGAAUCAUUCUCAGAGAAGACUAGUCACGUUAGUUCAGACUUCGAUAGCAUGAUGAAUCCGAUGGAGGAACGGCAAAAAUCAUCAUGGCUAAGUCCGCUUCUGGAUUAUCCGUCGGCAUACGCUUCACCAAAUCCACCCACAGAUUUGGAGGAAUACUUAGACGCUAGCGAUGUACAGCCUCCCAGAUAUGAGGACACAUUUGCUAUGAGUGACUCAACGCCUAGUAUUCCCAGCAAAGACAAUUCCCGUAGUCCAUUAGAAAGGAGUCGCAAAGGGUCUCGACUUUCUGGUAUCCCCGAAGAAGAUAGCGGUGUGGGAUCAGAAAAUGGAGAUCCAUUGGGCAGAAGUCGACUGAAACUGCCUCCACCACCUCCCCGUCCUGCAGUACAACAAGGAGAUCCGUGGAACAAACCCACACGCAAUCCCUGGAGUCCGCCCCAGUCUCGUACUCGACCAGCCCCCACUGAAGAGAAACGAACAAGCGCUGGUGUUCCGCUACUUGAGGCACCUCUGCAGACUUCAGUGGAAGAAGAAGAACCCUCACAAUUGAGCGAUUCCCUUCUCUGCGGCCGCUCCAAAGCUGUUCGUUGCCUCAGACAAAGAAAGGCAAACGACGCUUUGAUAUUGUAG
Molecule: messenger RNA, 654 nt
Organism: Cooperia oncophora
Lineage: Eukaryota; Metazoa; Nematoda; Chromadorea; Rhabditida; Trichostrongylidae
Source: the annotation of a GenBank genome assembly